AUGGCUGCUGCAGUACCCUCUCGGCUGCAGGGGCCCCCCUACGGCGGGGAGGCCCCCGAGGGGCCCCCCGGUGUACCCUAUUUUGUGGCAGCAGCAGGGGCCCCCCUGGGGGGGGAUGGCGGGCCGCUGCUGCGGGGGGCCCCCGCGCUGCCCCCGCAGCAGCAGCAGCAGCAGCAGCAGCAGCAGCAGCAGCAGCAAGACCUGCAUGCAGUGGGGACUGUGCUGGUGCAGCAAGUGGCCAAAGCCCACGGCUUUGAGGAGACAGUCAAAAGGGGGGAGGGCCCCACACUUUCUGAGGGGGCUGCGAGGCUUAUCUAUGCAGCAGUUGAGGGCAGGCUCUUACAGCUGCUGUCUCUGGCCCUAAGGCUCUGCCGCCGCAGCGCGCGAGUGGCUGGGGGAGGGGUUUUGUGUGUCUCGGACGUGAAGGAGGCGAUGCGGAUUCUGAACUUCAAG
Messenger RNA from Eimeria tenella, 453 nucleotides. RefSeq lists its product as uncharacterized. The annotation marks the transcript as partial. Gene Ontology annotation, molecular function: protein heterodimerization activity. The record is from RefSeq and is a predicted model, not a curated record. The transcript has 2 exons. NCBI's taxonomy places the organism in Eukaryota, Apicomplexa, Conoidasida, Eucoccidiorida, Eimeriidae.